UGCACUAUUAAUUUCUCUAUUAGCUAGGGUCAAGCUAGCACUGCCUGCAUAUACACCACAUCGAUAUUACUAUCAAGGGAGAUUUUCAAGUGAGGAACAAUGCGGCAAUUGCUCCACGGGACACUUUUUGUAACUAUUUAUGAAAUUGGUAGGAGAUCAGACAAUGGAUGCAGCUUCAAAUUAUGCCAAAAGGCUACACAAAAGUCUGGUAAAAGGUUUCUAGCCCAAGUCAAGAGAGUUGUGUGCCGGUCUGAGAUCUUUGGGUCCGAACUCUAUGCAACAGUUGAUUUAGAUAAGGCUAGGGUUGGGCGGACCAGAAAGAUAGAAAAUGGACCCAUGAAACCCAAGUGGCUCGAGUCUUUUCGCAUAUACUGUGCCCAUUAUAUCUCAAAUGUUGUAUUCACUGUCAAAGAAACUAACCCUGUGGGGGCGACUCUAAUCGGAAGGGCCUAUGUACCUGUUGAGGAUGUCAUAAGAGAAUCUAUCUUCGAGAGCUGGGUUGACAUAUUGGAUGAAGACCAUAAGCCUAGAAGUUCCAAACUCCAUGUCAGGUUACAGUUUGUUAAUAUUAACAAGGACAAUAAUUGGUCUCAAGGAAUCCAAUCUCCCCAUUUUCAGGGAGUUCCUCACACAUUCUUCCGUCAAAGACAGGGUUGCAAAGUAACUCUAUACCAAGAUGCCCAUGUCCCAUCUAACUAUUUCCCUCCUAUAAUUCUGUCUGGAGGAGAGCUUUAUAAGCAUCAGAGAUGCUGGGAGGACAUCUUUGACGCAAUCAGUAACGCAAGACACCUAAUUUACAUAACUGGAUGGUCUGUGCAUACUAAGAUAACCUUGAUAAGGGAUAACCAGGCAAGAGUAGAAAAAGGAGAUGGAAUUACAUUAGGAGAGCUGCUUAAGAUGAAGGCUAAUGAAGGUGUCACAGUUCUCAUGCUUGUUUGGGAUGACAGAACUUCUGUUAAGGAAGUGAAGAAGGAUGGUUUGAUGGCAACUCAUGACCAAGAAACUGCAGAAUACUUUCGAAACACAAACGUGCGUUGCUAUUUGUGCCCUCGCAAUCCUGAUGAUGGGAAAAGCAUAGUUCAGAGGUUUGAGAUUUCUGCCAUGUUUACUCACCAUCAGAAGACAAUAGUUGUUGACAAAAAAGGGGGUGUUGAAGGAUCAGAAAAGCGGAGGAUUGUGAGUUUCGUUGGUGGUAUUGAUCUUUGUGACGGGAGAUACGAUACACCAAAACAUCCAUUGUUUGCUACUUUGAGCACAAUCCACCAUGAUGAUUUCCAUCAGCCCAACUUUACAGGCGCUUCAAUCAAGAAGGGUGGGCCAAGGGAGCCUUGGCAUGACAUUCAUUGCCAGCUAGAAGGGCCUGUUGCUUGGGAUGUCUUAUACAAUUUUGAACAGAGGUGGAGAAGGCAGGUUGGGGAGCAGUUUCUGAUUCCGACAACCAUGUUUGAUGAAAUUGUAAUCCUUCCAUCAAGUACAGACUGUACAGUUACAUCAUCAAAUGACGUGGAAACAUGGAACGUUCAGAUCUUCCGAUCUAUUGAUGGUGGUGCAGUUGUGGGGUUUCCUGAAAACCCUAAGGAUGCGGAUGCAGUAGGCCUUGUUACUGGGAAAGAUAACAUCUUUGACCGAAGCAUUCAGGAUGCUUAUAUCAAAGCUAUUCGGCGAGCCAAAAACUUCAUCUACAUUGAGAAUCAGUAUUUCAUAGGGAGCUCGUUUGGGUGGAAAUCAAAUAAUAUAGUGGUUGAGGAUAUUGGUGCUUUGCAUCUCAUACCAAAGGAGCUCUCACUAAAGAUUAUUAGUAAGAUUGAAGCAAAGGAGAGGUUCACUGUGUACAUCUUAAUCCCAAUGUGGCCAGAAGGUAUACCUGAGAGUGCUUCUGUUCAGGCAAUAUUAGAUUGGCAGAGGAGGACAAUGGAAAUGAUGUAUUCUGAUAUUGCUCAAGCCCUUCAAAGAAAUGGUCUUAAUGCCGACCCCCAUGAGUAUCUGAAUUUCUACUGCCUUGGGAAUCGGGAGGCAAACAAAUUUGAUGAAUACGUGCCCACAGAGACCCCAGAACCAGACAGUGAUUACAGUAGAGCUCAGCAGGCCCGUCGCUUCAUGAUAUAUGUUCAUGCAAAGAUGAUGAUAGUUGAUGAUGAAUACAUAAUCAUUGGAUCUGCGAACAUUAACCAGAGAUCAAUGGAUGGAGCAAGGGACACAGAGAUUGCGAUGGGUGCAUUCCAACCACAACAUUUAGCCACCGACCAACAAGCCGCCAUGGGUCAGAUCCAUGGGUUCCGAAUGGCAUUAUGGGUUGAGCACCUUGGAGGGUAUAGCCCGAAAUUGCUACAUCCACAAAGCAAAGCAUGCUUGGAGACGGUGAAUGACACUGCUGAGGCGAACUGGAAAUUAUACUCGCAAGAGAUAUUCAAGGAAGAUCAUAUGUUGGGUCACCUGCUACCCUACCCAAUCCAAGUAAGCCGCAAUGGAGAGAUUACAACACUCCCAGGGUUUGAGUUCUUCCCGGACACCAAGGCUCCUGUUCUGGGUACCAAAUCCGACUACCUCAUUCCAAUGCUUACCACCUAGAAUCACAAAUAUGUAAUUCUCAAUAUUCCAUUUAGUAUAAUGGAAUAAGAUACAAAUUAAUAUUACCCAUAUAAUUAUUUAAAUAUUUUUAGAGAUAUUUGGAUUUUUUUUUUAAAAAAAAAAAAAAUAGACAACGGCUAAGUACUA
Alnus glutinosa is the source of this 2715-nucleotide messenger RNA. RefSeq names its product phospholipase D alpha 1-like. The transcript has 5 exons. Gene Ontology annotation, cellular component: plasma membrane. Gene Ontology annotation, biological process: phospholipid catabolic process; phosphatidylcholine metabolic process. Gene Ontology annotation, molecular function: calcium ion binding; D-type glycerophospholipase activity. The record is from RefSeq and is a predicted model, not a curated record. NCBI's taxonomy places the organism in Eukaryota, Viridiplantae, Streptophyta, Magnoliopsida, Fagales, Betulaceae. Bases 100 to 2568 code for a protein of 822 amino acids.